GUGGCGCUCUCCACAUGCACCUACCUACCGUCUGAGGGAUCCGGGGCGCUCAAUGACGUCAGCAGCAGGCCGUUAGGGCGGUUUGUAGCUCCUCCCCCGCGGGUCCCCGGUGGCAGUGACGUGCUAGUGUGACUCUCUGAUGCCAUAAUGUACAGUUCAAUCCAAGCGCAGAGCAUGGCAUCAAGCACCCAUACCCUCUCAUCCGACCCUACUGCUUCUACAGGGCCCAGAGGUUCCAGGGAAGUCAUGGGGAAUGAACAGGCCAUGAAUUUUACAGCCACUGACUUAAACAUAGUGGAAAUGACUGAGGUGGAGUAUACACAGCUUCAGCAAAUCCUUUAUUCACACAUGGACGCUCAAGCCUCAGAGGGGGAAAUGGAGGCCAAGCUUAACUCUUCUUUCUACACAGCCAGCAACUCAUCAAGCCUUUCCCAGUAUCUAUCCUCCAGUGUGAAAAACCAAACCAGCUUCACUACUUCUAGUUCAGGAGGGCCCAGUGUUCACCAUGGAAUAUACCAGUCAGCUCUGGUGUCUGAGAGUAGCAUGCUUACUUCCAACCAUUCCCUUGGACCCCCAGACUUUAAGGACUUUAAGUCGCUAAUGCUGAACGAGUCCCACCUGACUUUAAACCAAGCUGAGAAGACUCCGAGCGAGAAUAAUAAAGAUCCCAAGAGGUUAAGCUUGGCCCGAGUACAGCAUUGUGAUAAUACUGGUGGAACCAAUAAAGAAAAUGAGAACUUGCUGCCAAAUUGCGAAGCCAGGUCUAAAUCCACAGUUCGUGUUCGGUUAGAGGACAGAUUCAACAGUAUGAAGGCUGAAAUGCCCAGGUCGCAAGAACUGCAGGAGUCUGGGGUUCCCAUGAACAAUUUGGUGAACCUAAUUCGCCACCCUUCGCAACUCAUCGGCGUCCAACAGCAGAGCAAGUGUUCCACGCUGGUGAAAAAUAAAGCAUCGCCUGGCACAUCUGCACUACCGUUUGCUUACCCAGUGUUCACAAGUGGCAGCAAUUCUAGUGGGAAUGGAAAUAGUUCCCAAAGCCAGACCAGUUCCUCUGCAGGCUGCAUGAGUUCUUGCCCUCUCUCCGAAGUAUCCAUACACCAGGAAUUAUCGAUGCCAAGGACAUUUUCCUUUUGCUAUCAGCAGGAAGUUGAACCGGCUAAUCAGACUGUAGGCACGCAAAAUAAACACUUACCUGAUCAAGUGUGGAUAAAAGUGGGAGGUGCUUUAUUUUCUAAACUAGCACUCCACAAAAGAAGUCGUGGUCGAAUGCGCCAGCUGGACACCAGCGCCGAACAGAACGUGCUUAAUGACAUACAGAAUGUGCUCGACGGUCAAAGCAAGACAACUUCUUUGCCAUCCACACAACCAAAUGUUAGUGAGUCCACAGUGGGCAGCCAGAAACAAUCAGGAACUUCUCAGCGGCGGGAGAAGCAUAACCGUAUGGAGAGAGAUAGACGGCGCAGAAUAAGGGUUUGCUGUGAUGAACUGAACAAUUUAGUUCCGUUUUGUAAUGUUGACACAGAUAAAGCCACAACUUUGCAAUGGACUACUGCAUUUCUGAAAUAUAUCCAGGAGAGACAUGGAGAAUCACUCAGAAAGGAAUUUGAAAGUGUAUUUUGUGGAAAAACAGGAAGACGAUUAAAAUUGAAGUCAUCUGAAGGCUUAAGGGCUGGCCUUGUUCAGGAGAUGGCCCAGAGAAGCUCAGCCACAGGUAUCCAGUAA
Pelobates fuscus (common spadefoot toad) is the source of this 1722-nucleotide messenger RNA. RefSeq names its product transcription factor like 5 (gene TCFL5). The transcript is spliced from 7 exons. Lineage: Eukaryota; Metazoa; Chordata; Amphibia; Anura; Pelobatidae. The record is from RefSeq and is a predicted model, not a curated record. Gene Ontology annotation, biological process: spermatogenesis; regulation of DNA-templated transcription. Gene Ontology annotation, cellular component: nucleus. Bases 148 to 1722 code for a protein of 524 amino acids. Gene Ontology annotation, molecular function: DNA-binding transcription factor activity, RNA polymerase II-specific; protein dimerization activity; RNA polymerase II cis-regulatory region sequence-specific DNA binding.